CACCUGGCGCAUCCGGUCGAACGGCAGGUAACAGUUAGUUGUCAUAACGACGGAGUCGGAGCGGUUUCUGUUGUGUGAUGUCAGAGACGUAAGCUGUAACGUGGACUCGACACUCAUUCCGUCUCGUGUUGUUAUCAUGUACGUAGUGGACAGGGAAGGAUCAGGAUGAGAUCUAAUGGCCUCCGAACAAGACGCGAUGAAACAACUCAGAGAAGUGUUCGAUUUAUGCGACGAAAUGAAAUGCGGUUAUUUAUCAAUUGAUCAAUUGAAGGAAUUAGGAAAAAAGUAUUUCGGCGGAAGAGAAGAGGAAAUGGUACAGCUGUUAGAAUGUUUAGAUCCAAAGGGUCAAGGAGUCAUCACUUUUAACGAUUUCUGCAGAGGUGUAGCUACUGUCACUCAAUUCGGAGGUGCGGACAGAUCGACACAGGAUUACGUUUUGCGACAGAAUUCUCAUAUAUUUCUUGAACAAGUUUUCAAUGAUAAUCAUGAAAUGUCUCAAGAUGAAUAUAAACCUAUUGCUCUGAGUUCUUUAGGAGAUUGUGAUAGUGCUGUAGUUACAUUCAGUGAUAAUAGUCAAGGAUCUCCUGCACCUGAAGAAAAAGCAGAGAGUUACAGUCCAAGCACAAGUGAAGGAGAAGAACGUUACGAAUGUUACGGAGAAGCUGAAGAUAUAGAAUUUGAUGAAAAUCAUUGUAAUGGUCACAUUUCAAAAUCUCAUUUAAGUUCAGAUAGCUUUAGAAGUACAAGCAGUGCAGGAAGUACAGGGAGUAGGAGAGUUCGUCUACCUCAUCAUUCUCAUCUCCGUCGUAAUUCGUGGCAUCAUAGCAGUAUCCACAAAACAAAUUCUGGGAAGAAGAUAUCUGCUAAUGCUUUAACAAGUCAAUUGUUUCAUAGUGGUGCUUUCAAUGGCCAUACCCAAACCUCCAAUAGUAGGAGGAGUUCCAUUAGUUAUGAUUCAGAUGAUAUGUAUACAGACCAAUUAUCCUUAGAAGACGAUGUUCAAGAUCUCAGCCAAAAAGUCCAGUUUUUAGAACAACAAGUAACUGCUCUGUCACAUAGUCAAACUAAUAACGAAGAUCGUUACUCUAAAGUCAAACAGGAGAAUGCGAUUCUUACCACAAAGAUACGUUCACUAGAAGAACAAAUCAGAGAAUUGGAAAUAAGAUCAGAAGAAAGAUUAAAAGAAGAACAGAAGCAAUUAAAAGAAGCAAUGGCUAGACAUGAGAGAGAGAAGAGUCAAGAAGUAGAUCAAUAUGCAACUAGGUUAUACAAUCUUCAGCAAGAUUAUUUGCAACUAAAAGAAGAAGCUAAACAAAUCAAAGCACAUGCUGAAAAAUUAAAACAGGAAAAAUUUUAUUUACAAGAACAACUAACAGAAAGUACAACAGAAUUGGCAAAUUUACAGGAAGAACAUAAGAAAUUUAAAGAAUUAGCUUAUCGAGAAAGGGAAGAACACCUGCAUGAAAAGAAUACAACUGCAAGACUUUUGCAAGAGUUAAAUCAAGAAAUAGAAGAAUUAAGAAGAUAUAGGCAGGAAAUUGAAAAUUCUCAUUCUCCGGUCUUAUUAGAACUACCUUCUCGUUAUUAUGAAAUAGAAAGGGAAUUGAGAAGAUUAAAAGAGGAAAACUCUGCUCUUCGCGAAGCCAACGAAGAAUUACAGGCACAAAUUUUAAGUUCCGGUAUAAAACAGGGUCAAAGUUUACUUCGACAAGAAGCCGCCACGUCUUUGGCCGAAGAAUUAGAAAAUCUCUCCAAAGACGAAGUAAUGACCGCUCUUCGUGAACAGCAGGAAGUGAACGCAAAAUUACGCGCUUACAUCGACGGAAUUUUGUUAAAUAUCAUGGAAAACUAUCCUCAAUUACUCGAAGUUAAACAUAAAAAUAAUUCGUGAUCUCACGUUAUUCUUACGAGUGGAAAAAUUCCGAAGAUUAUUAUUAGUGAUAAUUAUUGUGAUAAUUGCCCUCGAAACCCGUACAAAAGUUUGCUGUGAUUCCGUGACCGGUUGUGAUGUCACGAUACUCUCGAAGGACUUCACCUUUUCGUGCGAAAACUCAACCGAUAUAUCGUAAAACAUAUCGGACGUUACCACGAAUAAUCGUAUUUAUUAACAAACCGAUUAUCCGUGCCAUUUCAUAAAAAAGAAAUGACGAUUCCUAGUUCCAUAUUUUUAUGAUAGACGGACCGUCUUUUGAAUUCGAAAUGAAACGAUUAUGGCAAAUUUUAGAUAUUUCAAUAGACGUUUAUAGACCCUUUUUUUAAAUCCGAAAAUGUGUGGUCUCACGUUUAAAUUAUUUGUUUCGAUUUGUUCGGGUGUCUUCACGACGGUUCUUCGUCACCAACGUAUUCCAAUAAUUUGGCUGUUGCCUUUAAGUAAUAGAUUUUUUUAAAUCCAAACUUAUUGGAAUACAAAACUGGUUCAUAUUUUUUUUACAUAUAAAUAUUAUCGAUCGUGCACGAAUUUUUGUCAGGAAAAAAAAACCUGCAAGAACUGUUAAAUGCCAGGGAAUACUUUAUAUGUUGCACCGUGACGAAAUUUUAGUGACAAGUUACCGAGAAUUUGCCAGUGUGUAUAUAAAGUUAUUAUAUAUAAAACUGCUGCUAUUCGCUUUUAACUUUAAUUAUUUAAGACAUUACCAGUUGAAUAAAAUGUUUGAAAAUGAA
This is a messenger RNA of Centruroides sculpturatus (bark scorpion), 2661 nucleotides long. Its product is annotated as rab11 family-interacting protein 4-like. Gene Ontology annotation, biological process: endocytic recycling; regulation of cytokinesis. The record is from RefSeq and is a predicted model, not a curated record. Bases 176 to 1891 code for a protein of 571 amino acids. Lineage: Eukaryota; Metazoa; Arthropoda; Arachnida; Scorpiones; Buthidae. The transcript has 16 exons. Gene Ontology annotation, molecular function: calcium ion binding. Gene Ontology annotation, cellular component: cleavage furrow; recycling endosome membrane; midbody.